AUGGGCAAGUUUUUAGCAAACCACCUCCAAGCAACCAGCCGCCGCGGUGGUGGUACCCGCAAAAAGAAAGAAAAGGCCAGCGGUGUCCGCAAGGAAGAGACACAGUGCAAGAAGUUUGAGGACCUGAAGCAGAAGUUGAAGUGUUUGGUGAAGGCAGCAAAAGGCACGAAGCCGGAGAAGCGCCACCUGGUCAACGCGAAGCUCCGCCUUUGCAGCGACUGCGCCGGCAUGGGUGCCGAUUUGGUUGCUUUGCGUCUGCUGGGGCUGUCUCGUCGAGUGAAACCUGUGUGCUGGUCAGAGAUCGAUUCUUCAAAGAUCAGUCUCUACAAAGCAGUGGCCAAAGCUUGUGGCAUCAAGCUGGAGGGGACCCACAAGCCCCAGAGUGUGUUCGAUCGGAAUCACGAGGACUCUCCGGCCAGCGAUAUCUACAUCGCCGGCUAUCCUUGCCCGGCUUUCAGCAGUUUGGGCCAUGGCCGUGGCAUUAUGGACGAGGCCGGGCGAGGUCUGGUGGGGUUGAGCGCGCUGCAGUACGUGUGUCACCACCGACCGUCGCUGUGCAUAUUGGAAAACGUGACUGGAGUUCUGCACAAGAAGAAUAGCCCAUAUCGUAGGAUUCUCGAGAAAGUCUUCCAAGGCUUGAACUACGACUUGCACAUGAAGGUUUUGAAUACCCAGGACUACGGUAUUCCCCAGUCCAGGCGACGUCUUUACAUGGUCGCCAUUCGUGAAGAUCAGAAGGUGAAAGGUUUCAAGUGGCCAGAAAAGCGAAACCUUUCAGUCAACGCGCUGAAGCAGUUCCUGGAUCGUGGUACGUCCGGGACGGAGAUUCUUGACCUGAGCAAACACACAAGAGCCAAAGGCGUGUCGGAAGCAGACUUAUGGGAGAAGGCUUGCGUUCUGGAUGUAGGUAGCAGCGCCAAGUUUCAGUGUGGCCGGACUGGGAGGACGCCGUGUUUGACAAAAGCACGCUUGCAGCAGAGACCGAUUGGCUUCUACGUCCCUAGGUUGAAGCGCAGACUCCUUAUCUCGGAGGCGCUGCGCUUGCAAGGCUAUCCCGACCAGCUGCUGCAGCCACUGCUGGACGCCACGGAUCAAUCGGAGAGCAAAGUCGGAGCAGCCUUAGGCGACGGCAUGUCCGUCAACGUGCUGAGCGCUGUUUUGGCGACUGCUUUGGCGAGCGUGGGGGUGAACGCCAAGAACAAGCCAUGGAUGGAAGUCGUUUCUGCUAAGGAUGUACGGCGAGAGGCCAAUCGCCAGAGCCUCAGCUGUGUCGCGACUUGCGCGGAGAACGGCUGCCCAGCAAAACAGGUGCGUGCCAACUUUGUAGAUGGUGACUCACAUGGCCCUUGA
This is a messenger RNA of Symbiodinium necroappetens, 1350 nucleotides long. The record is from the annotation of a GenBank genome assembly. NCBI's taxonomy places the organism in Eukaryota, Dinophyceae, Suessiales, Symbiodiniaceae.